Molecule: messenger RNA, 2946 nt
Organism: Dermacentor andersoni
Lineage: Eukaryota; Metazoa; Arthropoda; Arachnida; Ixodida; Ixodidae
Product: cytoplasmic dynein 2 intermediate chain 2-like
Biological process (GO): intraciliary transport
Cellular component (GO): cytoplasmic dynein complex; ciliary plasm
Molecular function (GO): dynein heavy chain binding; dynein light chain binding
Source: RefSeq, a predicted model, not a curated record
AGCGUAAUUUACCUGGCAAGAAACAGAAGUCAACCAAACGUACCAGUAGUUCUAUGUAUCAGUGAAUGAGAUUUCGAAUGUCUUUUGUGAUUUAGUCGCUAAUUAUAAAUGAUUUUUUUUUCUUUUUUAUCAACGCCGGCGUACGAUCUCGCAGAAUUAAAUAAGAUCUAACCGCGCGGUUUUGAAAUGAACACCUCAAGGCAUAUCCAUUGUGUCGCUUGGUUUUGCGUCACAAUGUGUUCUCCAGCCUUGCUAAUGCUGUGCAGACGUCAUCGGAUGUUGUAAAAGGUUGUUUAAUAUCAUUCACAGAAAAUAAUCUCACUCGACGUGCAUCCCACGCUCCCGUACAUUUAAGACGAGUGUAAAGCGCACUGAAGCUAAAGAGGCGUCUACGCAUUUUUUUUUCCCGGUAUCCUUAGUCUCUAUUGAUUUCAGCGAUUUAAACACAUAAACAACGUGUAUCGUCAUUUUUCCUUUGUGCCUCUGACAGAAUUGUUCUCAUUCAGUAUGAAACCCGGAGGCGAAAACCACAGAUUUCAAGAAGCCUCCGAGAAAAGUUGUUCCUCCGCAAAUAUCGGCGCAGUCGUCAGCGGCCACAUUUUACUUCUAAUAAGAAAGAAAGAAAGAAAGAAAGAAAGAAAGAAAGAAAGAAAGAAAGGAAGAAAGAAAUAAAAAAAGAAAGAAAGAAAGAAAGAAAGAAAGAAAGAAAAAAGAAAUUAAGCCCGUGAACGAACCAGUCUCAUAUAAAUUUAAAGUAAGUGAGAAAGACAAAGAAAUGAUAAUGCCUUGUGUGCUUAUCAAGUGUGACGGCUACCCAUCGGUGCAGAAAAAGUUCGGAAUUUUCAUUGUUUCAGUCUAAAACAACGCACUUGAGAUUUCAUGCUUCAUCAGUAAAAACGUGUGCCGACGGAGCGCACCUCUUCAGCAAGCUUAGCUUGUCGAACCACUAUUGUCUACUUCAAGAGAAUAGGAACUGAGGCCCAUAUUCACAAAAAAGUUCUUUCUCUGGAAUUGUUCGUAUGAUUGAAUUGAAUAGCCAAUCGUGACGCUGGACAUAUCACUAUAGCGAAAGCUACCUACCAAUGGCAGAUAUCACUUACAAAGGAAACGCUUCCUAAAUUUUAAAUCUAAGCACACGGGUGUAUUCGCACUUCGCCCCCAUUGAAAUGCGGCCGCCGUGGCCAGGAUUCGAUCCCGCGACCUCGUGUUCAGCAGCCCAACACCAUAGCCACUGAGCAACCACGGUGGUUUGUUUCGAAAGAAUAAUGCUUGUCUUUCAGUUUAACUUAUUUUACGAACGUUCACAGUUCAGGGCAGGUCGACUUCAUAACUCCGGCCACGGCCGUAUUACAUGUGUUGCGCAUAGUAUAUACUUGAACGGAAUCGUCAAAAAAAAAAAAAAAAAAGGGAACCUCGGUAGUGCAAAAUUAAUUGUUGUUGCAAAAGCCGCAUGAUGCGCGGUUGAUUAUGAUUUUGGUUAUAAUAUGACAUCUUGCGUCUCGUGUGUCCGAUAUGUACACUACGCGCCUUGCCAUAGCAUUGUACGCCAUGUCACAUAUAUCGCUACUACCAGUAAUCUUUGCAAACGCAUUCAAUGACGUCCUCCUUGACAAUAACUUCUAGCACGUGUGGAGUUGCCAAUCACGAUGAGUGGUGCACACACGAAGCCGGGGUGUUUCUCUGGAAUCCCCACCGCUCACACACUUUCAACCAGACCGGCGGUUUCCUCCCCACGGACACCUGCGUCACCUCCGUCGCUUUUCACCCGCAGAGGGCGUCAGUUUUGGUUGCAGGCACAGUGCACGGAGACAUCAUGAUUUGGGACAUGCAAAAUACAAGUGACCAGUGGGCUUCAUCCCCAAAUGUGAUGCAUGACAAUCACCGAGAUUUGGUGAAAUGCGUUGAGUGGAUCGGAAACGCUGAAGAUUCGAACUUUCUGCUAAGCUGUGGUUUAGACGGCAUGGUUAUUCAAUGGAGACAUGAUACUCGAAAGAGCAACCUUGAAGUCGUCAACUACUUCUUACUGCUAGCCGAAAACGUACGACUCAAUAAGCAGGUUCCAAGCGGAGGAAGCGGAACACAUGUCGGAGUGACGUCACUUGCCAAGAACCAUUUCGACGACGCCGUCUUCGUGAUGGGAACUGAAGGAGGCGGAGUCCUCCAAGGGUCGCUCAGUCUUUCGCGGCCGAUAGCAUCCUUAGUCGUGGGCCACGGAUCGCUAGAGCGCACCUACAGCUGUCCAGUCGUGGCACGAUUCCCUCCCCACCGUGGUCACACACUCGACGUCCACUCGUCUCCCUUCGAGAGGAAUGUGUUUGCGUCAGGCGGCAUGGACAGAGAAGUCAAAGUGUUCAGCUUGCUGCAGCUGGAGCCCGUGCUGACCAUUCCACUUCCAGAGGCGGCCAUUAGGGUCCGUUGGUCUCCUUCGCAGCCGACUCUGCUAGCGGCGCUUCAGGGCGACGGCCGCCUUGACUUCUACGACCUGCGUCGCACCACAGCUCCCGUGGCGGAGUUUCCACUGAACACGGAACGUGGCGCUGGCACUAGCCUCGAGUACUGCGCGCGCAGCCCAGACCUGGUCUUCGUCAGUCGCGGUCCCGGCAACACUCAAGUCUGGCAGCUGGGUUCCAAGUUGGUGGCGGCAGGCGAAGUAAACCAGAGCGACCUCAUCAGGGAUGUGGCCAAUGGCACCUUUGCAUCUGAGUAGCCCGCACUCCUCGGGUCGAUAGCCAACAUCCAACAUUGGCUACGUCCAGUGAACUUUGUUCGCUCACGGAAACGAGAGUGGAGGUGCACCUUUCAUCGGGAUUGACGUUUCAUUGAGAACGACAUGAAAGAAGGAAGUACACGGAUGAUCCGUCACAUUUGCCCCACACGCGGCUAGAAAAAUAUUUCGAAAGAAAGGGCUCCCAACUAAGGGAAUAAACUGCACUGGGCCCCAGAUGA